Messenger RNA from Paramuricea clavata, 2290 nucleotides. The record is from the annotation of a GenBank genome assembly. NCBI's taxonomy places the organism in Eukaryota, Metazoa, Cnidaria, Anthozoa, Malacalcyonacea, Plexauridae.
GAAGAACGAAGCAUUAGGAAGACAUUGAAGAAGUGACAAAUAGUGACAUCGGCCUCUGUAAAUCAAGAAGAAAAUUACUGAAGAUUGAAGAGAAGUUGAAGAUUAGAAGAAAUAAAAAAACAACAUAAAAGGUAUGCCUUUGUUCAGUACAAACGUGAAUUUGUCCUCGGUAUAUUUUUGAAAGAAAUCUCAUUCUGGCUCGAACUCAAUUAUCUUUUGAAGAUCAGUUUAUACUUAUCAAACUUUGCCUUACUUAUGCAGGAUAGUGUUAGCGUUCAGCCGUGGUACAAAACAUCAUUGCAUAUGGAGGUGUUAGCGUGCCUGAUUUUGGAAUAAAAAAAAUGAAACUACAUCGUCCCUCACUCUUCAGUUCUCUGUCAUCAAAAAUAGGCCCGACUGCCAGUUGGCCUCUGCCAGUCUGCUGAAUUAAUACAGUACAGUACAGUACAGUACUAAAGUGCAGCCAGUUUCCAUUACUAAUAACAAUCGCGGAAGGCUUGUUGACAUGCACACGCAUCGAUUUGGCAUGCAGGUACUCAGAAAUUUUCUUUCAUUUUAUAGAAUGGAGAACAUCAAACGUAUCUUUGCGUUUUAUGCCAUGAUCGCAUUCCUUUUGGCAUACUUGACAAAUUUAAGCGGAGCAAGGCCAACCAAUUUGUCAGAAGAGAAUGUUGGAAAUGGCUUGCAAUCGAAUCUAAAUCUCAACAAACAAGAUGUGGCAGCCAUUUCAGAAGUUUGUCCACCUUGGAUUGCUCGUCUACCAGGGGGAUGCCGACGAUUGCUGAGGCUCAAGAGAUCCAUAUCAAAGCGUGAUUUUUGUCCGUCAUCUAAUCCACGAUGUCCACGAAAGAAAGGGUAAACAUAUUCUAAUAGUAAAAAAUGUUUUGUAUAUCACUGUAGAACGACUCUGACUCUUUAGAAUGUUCAUAAGAGCGGACUCUUAUACUUUUGCAUUCAGCAGUCAUUUCACCUCAUUGCAAGACUAUUUUUUGAACAUAUACCGACACCGUAAUUUAAAAUUUUCUACAUGAGAUAAUAUAUCAGACGUGUUUUUGCUACUCGUAAAAUAAAUGAAUAUAUAUCUGGUUAAAAUAAAUUAAUAUAUUUCUCUUGUAUGCAUGAAACAGGCUGUUUGGCAACCUUUUGGGGGUAAAAAACUACUUAUUAAAACUGCCGUUUAAUUAAGGUAUUUUUUAAAUUUUUAAUGGUUGAGGAUGAAGUUCUUUGUUCCAGUACUUAUAUUUUAACGUAUAUUUUCCGAAGUAGUAUAGCAGAAUAUAUGCCUAGCUUUUGUGAAAGCAACUUGAGGGCUGCUGAGCAGGCUAAUGAGGUGGUCGCGUACAUAUAAAAGAUAAAACUGUCAAAGCCGCUGUAACCGUCAUAUAAAAUUCAAUCUGUGUUCAUAUACGAAAUCUCACCUUACGCUAGGUGAGUACCAAGUGGGAUAAAAUUUUUCAUAUGUAGGCUUAAUUUAUCCCACCUGAAUCGGGCAGCCUAACCUGACCGAGAUGGUGGACAUUUUUUCGGCCGAUUUUGACAAAAGUAUUGUAUAGCAUUGGACGCGGGCAUGCACAGUUGGAAAAUAGACUACAGUAAGACCCCGCGUAUAAGGACCUAGAUUUUAAGAACCGAUUAAGCUAAAAUUGCUUAUUUAGACCCCCUUUAUACAAGAACCUGUUUAGGCUAAAAUUUCAAGCAGGUUCUUAUUUUAUUUUUAUCACUGUAACAGUUGAAACUAGAAGUGUCAAAGAAAAUAAACUCUUCACAAAGUAAUGUCAAAACAUAAUAAGCAACAUGUCUGUAUAUGAAGACAUGAAGUAAAUGUAUCUACAUGCACGUACCAACAGAAAACGAUUCGCUUUUUCUUUAGAAAAUCAGAACCUAUCAAGAACCUGUUUAGCCUAAUUUCGCGAUAAGCACCAUUUAUAUAAGAACCUGCUUAGGCUAACUCAGUGAAAAAUCUAGAUUCACUUGUACGCGGGGUCUUACUGUAUCGUAUUACAAGGUGCAGUUCGGUAUUACAACAAAAAAUAUUUCGAAGGCGCCUUGUUUAUACACAAUGUCAUCCCAUCGAGACGGGAUAUUACGGUGGGGUAAAGACAGUCAUAUGAACAGGCCAUCUCUCAGAGUAGCAAAACAUGUCUGGUCCAAUCUCACUGCACAUAUAUACUUAUGCAUGACUAAACAAAUUUUGUAUUACAUUUCCCAAUGACCGUACAAUUGUAAGUUAUUGACUAUUGUAAAUAACUGAUCGGCAAUUGUAAACAUACUAUUAUAUAAUACAUCGCGU